This is a messenger RNA of Capra hircus (goat), 7016 nucleotides long. It is a transcript of the gene TRIM24, whose product is annotated as tripartite motif containing 24. Bases 209 to 3361 code for a protein of 1050 amino acids. Gene Ontology annotation, molecular function: zinc ion binding; protein binding. NCBI's taxonomy places the organism in Eukaryota, Metazoa, Chordata, Mammalia, Artiodactyla, Bovidae. The transcript is spliced from 19 exons. The record is from RefSeq and is a predicted model, not a curated record.
GACAGAUCCUCUUCUUCCGGCCGCGCCACCCGGGAGGCGGAUCCCCGGGGCCUGAGGAGGCUUCCUCGGCCCGAGCCUCCGUCCCUCCCUCUCCUGCGGGUCACCGGAGCGGCCUAGGAGGAGGAGGAGAAGGAGGUCUGUCGCGGGCGGCGGCGGGCAGAGAACGCGCUCCCCCUUCCCCGGCGGCGGCGGCGGCGGGGGCAGGACAAUGGAGGUGGCUGUGGAGAAGGCGGCGACGGCGGCCGCGGCCGCUUCGGCGGCGGCCGCCGGGGGGCCCUCGGCGGCGCCGAGCGGGGAGAACGAGGCCGAGAGUCGCCAGGGCCCUGACUCGGAGCGCGGAGGCGAGGCGGCCCGGCUCAACCUGUUGGACACUUGCGCCGUGUGCCACCAGAACAUCCAGAGCCGUGCGCCCAAGCUGCUGCCUUGCCUGCACUCCUUCUGCCAGCGCUGCCUGCCCGCGCCCCAGCGCUACCUCAUGCUGCCCGCGCCCAUGCUGGGCUCCGCCGAAACCCCGCCGCCCGUCCCCGCCCCCGGCUCGCCGGUCAGCGGCUCCUCGCCGUUCGCUACCCAAGUUGGAGUCAUUCGAUGUCCCGUUUGCAGCCAAGAGUGUGCAGAGAGACACAUCAUAGAUAACUUUUUUGUGAAGGACACUACUGAGGUUCCCAGCAGUACAGUAGAAAAGUCUAAUCAGGUAUGUACAAGCUGUGAGGACAAUGCAGAAGCUAAUGGGUUUUGUGUAGAGUGUGUUGAAUGGCUCUGCAAGACAUGCAUCAGAGCUCAUCAAAGGGUGAAAUUCACAAAAGACCACACUGUGAGACAGAAAGAGGAAGUAUCUCCAGAGGCAGUUGGUGUGACCAGUCAACGACCAGUAUUUUGUCCUUUUCAUAAGAAGGAGCAGCUGAAGCUUUACUGUGAAACAUGUGACAAACUGACGUGUCGGGAUUGCCAGUUACUAGAACAUAAAGAACAUAGAUACCAAUUUAUAGAAGAAGCUUUUCAGAAUCAGAAAGUGAUCAUAGAUACACUAAUCACCAAACUGAUGGAAAAAACAAAAUAUAUAAAAUUCACAGGAAAUCAGAUCCAAAACAGGAUAAUUGAAGUAAAUCAGAAUCAGAAGCAGGUGGAACAGGAUAUUAAAGUUGCCAUAUUUACAUUGAUGGUAGAAAUAAAUAAAAAAGGUAAAGCUUUACUGCAUCAGCUCGAGAGUCUUGCAAAAGAUCAUCGAAUGAAACUUAUGCAGCAGCAGCAGGAAGUGGCUGGACUUUCUAAACAGUUGGAACAUGUCAUGCAUUUUUCUAAAUGGGCAGUUUCCAGUGGCAGCAGCACAGCAUUACUUUAUAGCAAGCGACUGAUUACGUACCGGUUACGGCACCUCCUUCGAGCAAGGUGUGAUGCUUCCCCAGUGACCAACAAUACCAUCCAGUUUCACUGUGAUCCUAGUUUCUGGGCUCAAAAUAUAAUCAAUUUAGGUUCUUUAGUAAUUGAAGAUAAAGAGAGUCAACCACAAAUGCCUAAGCAGAAUCCUGUCGUGGAACAGAAUUCACAGCCACCAGGUGGUUUAUCUUCAAACCAGUUAUCCAAGUUUCCAACCCAGAUCAGCCUAGCUCAGUUACGACUCCAGCAUAUGCAGCAACAGGUAAUGGCUCAGAGGCAACAGGUGCAACGGAGGCCAGCACCUGUGGGUUUACCAAACCCUAGAAUGCAGGGGCCCAUCCAGCAACCUUCCAUCUCUCACCAGCAACCUCCUCCACGUUUGAUAAAUUUUCAGAAUCAUAGCCCCAAGCCCAAUGGACCAGUUCUCCCUCCUCAUCAUCAACAGCUAAGAUACCCAUCAAACCAGAAUACGCCACGACAAACAAUGAAGCCCAACCCCUUGCAGAUGGCUUUCUUGGCUCAACAAGCCAUAAAACAGUGGCAGAUCAGCAGUGGGCAUGCAGCCCCCUCGACUGCCAACAGCACGUCCUCCACUCCCUCCAGCCCCACCAUUACUAGUGCAGCAGGGUAUGAUGCAAAGGCUUUCGGCUCACCUGUGAUUGAUUUGAGCUCACCGGUGGGAGGUCCCUACAAUCUUCCUUCUCUUCCAGAUAUUGACUGUUCAAGUACUAUUAUGCUGGACAACAUUGUGAGGAAAGAUACUAGUACCGAUCAUGGCCAGCCACGACCACCCUCAAACAGAACUGUCCAGUCACCGAAUUCAUCAGUGCCAUCUCCAGGCCUUGCAGGACCUGUUACUAUGACAAGUGUACAUCCGCCAAUACGUUCACCUAGUGCCUCCAGCGUUGGGAGCCGAGGAAGCUCUGGCUCUUCCAGCAAACCAGCAGGAGCUGAUUCUACACACAAAGUCCCAGUGGUCAUGUUGGAGCCAAUUCGAAUAAAACAAGAAAACAGUGGACCACCUGAAAAUUAUGAUUUUCCUGUUGUAAUAGUGAAACAAGAAUCAGAUGAAGAAUCCAGGGCUCAAAAUACCAACUAUCCAAGAAGCAUACUCACCUCCCUGCUCCUAAAUAGCAGUCAGAGCUCUGCAUCUGAGGAGUCUGUGUUGAGAUCUGAUGCCCCUGACAGCACAGGAGAUCAACCUGGACUUCACCAGGAAAGCUCUUCAAAUGGAAAGUCUGAGUGGCUAGAUGCCUCCCAGAAGUCACCCCUUCAUGUUGGGGAGACGAGGAAAGAGGAUGACCCCAAUGAGGACUGGUGUGCAGUUUGUCAGAAUGGAGGGGAACUCCUGUGCUGUGAGAAAUGUCCCAAAGUAUUCCAUCUCUCUUGUCACGUGCCCACUCUGGCAAAUUUUCCAAGUGGAGAGUGGAUCUGCACUUUCUGCCGAGACUUAUCUAAACCCGAAGUUGAAUAUGAUUGUGAUGCUCCCAUUCACAACUCAGAAAAAAGGAAAACUGAAGGCCUUGUCAAACUAACACCAAUAGAUAAAAGGAAGUGUGAACGCCUACUUUUAUUUCUUUACUGCCAUGAAAUGAGCCUGGCUUUUCAAGACCCAGUUCCUCUGACCGUGCCUGAUUAUUACAAAAUAAUUAAAAAUCCAAUGGACUUGUCAACCAUCAAGAAAAGACUACAAGAAGAUUAUUGCAUGUAUACAAAGCCUGAAGAUUUUGUAGCUGAUUUUAGAUUGAUCUUUCAAAACUGUGCUGAAUUCAAUGAGCCUGAUUCAGAAGUAGCCAACGCUGGUAUAAAACUUGAAAGCUAUUUUGAAGAACUUCUGAAGAAUCUUUAUCCAGAAAAAAGGUUUCCUAAACUAGAAUUCAGGAAUGACUCAGAAGAUAAUAAAUUUAGUGAUGACUCAGAUGAUGACUUUGUACAGCCCCGGAAGAAACGCCUCAAGAGCAUAGAGGAACGCCAGUUGCUUAAAUAAGCACACUGGCCUGUGCUGGUGUUGAUUUUUGUUUUCAAAAUACAUUUUGCCACUAAUUUAACAUCAUUACCAAGAAGAGUUUGUGACCAUCUUAAGUUUUCAAUGUUUACUAGACUCCGAUUUCCUUAAUAACCCAUUUCUUUUAACCUUCUUAUUAAGAAAGAAAGGAAAAGAGGGAGGAAGGAAGGAGAAAGGAAGAAAGAAGCAUCAACAACAAAAUUAAAAGACACUCUUCCCACUUCCUGGAUUUCAAACUGCAGUCCCGAGUGACAGCUACUAUAGAAAGGACUUUGUAUGAACUCUAAGUUGAAAAUUUAAUGUGGUCUGGAUGUGUGCAUUAAUCCAUUUUUAGAAAAUACCACUACUCAAUUAUGGACCAACCUGAGUUAGGUGUACUGCAUGUAAGUACAGUACUCCAUGAAUGUCAGUGGUAAUAAGAGUUCUAUCCUAGAAUGCCCACUGGUGCACCAAGAAAGUAGACUAGAUGCUGUUUAAGAAGGUGCCUAAUAAGCAUAUCAUGUAAGAUGGCAACUGUAUUAAAGAAAAAGGAAAACAAAUGUUUGAUUUUUUUUUUUUUUAAUCUGUAGAGGUGUUUGAUAUAGCAGGUUUUCAAGGCCAUGUUUCAUACGUUUCUAAAACCUCUCCUUCUUCCACCAGGGAAGGAAGUAAGUGUACUUGUUUGGUUUUGCUGUGUGUCUGUGUGUGGACUGGUGUUUGCAUUUUAACUGUGCAGAUGACCCUUUUAUAACAAGACUCAUUGUCUCAGUAUGGCUUUUAGUGGAGCCAUCCAGAAUAUGAAAUACAGCAGUGUGUGCCAUAUUUGAUGUAAAGAUUCUUCAACUUAUACCCUUUGGAGCAUUAAAUACAAAUUCCCCUGAAAGGGACCAGUUUUUGUGGUUUUCAUCUGUCUUUAUAAAUUGGAAUGAAAGUCUUUUGUGGACAUGAGAAGCAGGCAGUUAGAGGGAAUUAUAGUGAAAUUUAAAUUUUUUCUAAAGCAUCUAUUUUUCAGAAUUAGAACCUCAAAUUGAUUCUUUCUGACUUAAUCUGGGCUUCAUUUUCAUUCUCUUGAUGGAGAGAGAUAGAAAACCUACCUUCUGAAGGCAAGCAUAUUCUUCCUGGGUCAGCCUUGGCUAGUUUAAUUGACUUUCAUGUAUUCCUUUUACUUGUUGUUCAGUAUCAAGGAAUGUAACUAGAUUAAGAUAGAAGAAAAUUGUUGUGCCAUUUCCUAAUCUAACGUUUGACAGAAUACAUGAAAUGUUUUAGUUUGCCAAAGUAAACCUUUAUUUAUAAAACAUCAGUUGGCUGAGGAUAUUUUCCUCUUAGGCCAGAAGAAUAAAAAUAUAGCUGACUUGACAGAAUUUUAUCCUUUGGAUGGUGUCAGGUCCCAUGAAUUAAACCUAGAGGACUUCCCACAUGGCAUUAUGUCUUCAAAUGGAUAAUUUGAAAAUGCCUUGUGGCUAAGUCAUUGGGUUUUCAGGUACUGCUGAAGAUAAAAUGAGAAAAUACUGAUUAUUUAUUGGCAAGAGCAUCUCACUUUGUGUAGACUUAGUCCAUAUGUCAAUUAUGUAUUAAAGGUUAAGAAACCGUAAUUCACUUUUCCAAAUACGUGUUUCAGGGAAGUUGUUGUUGUAUGGUUUUGAGUAUGUAUUUGCCGUUUAUUCUCCAGAAACAAACAGAUUUCGGUAAUAGUGCAUUUACCACUUGAUUGUCUUCUUUUGCUCCAGCGUCUUUAGCACAGCAGCCAUGGAGCUGUUGCUAAUCCGUUUAUUGUUUUUAUGUUAGAAUAGUUCCUUAGGACAUUUUCUUCUUCCACAUUUGUCUCCUUAGUUAAAGGAGGGCACUGCAGAUAAAUUUUGAUGAUCACAAAGGGAAGUAGCACUUAAGAGUGAAAAAUUAUAAUUUCCUAAAUGCAUCUGAGCCAGAAUGUCUACUAAUGUACCCAGAACUUUCACUGUUAUAUUCAGUGCCAUAUGAAUCGUUUAAAACAUUAUUUUUCUUUCACCUUUAUAUAUAUAUACAUACACACACACACACACAUAUAUAUAUUGCUGAAUGAAAGGCACUUGACAACCACAUAUAUUAGAAGAGUUUCUCUCUCCAAAUAGCAUUUUCUUAACAGUUUUUAAAGUCCUCUGACCUUAUUAGCAGGUGCCUAUGUGUCCAGGAAGAUCCCAGCAAAGUAGUCCUUAAAUUAUAAUAGAAAUAAGCUAUCAGAAGAGCCUGACUAUACCUCAUGGCCACUUGGAGAGCAUUCCUUUCAAAAGGUCAGUGCAACUCAAGCAACCUUGACCUAAAUUUGAAAACUCCAGUUUUUACCUCUGAUCAAAAACUCCUGGAGAUUGCCCUCUAUAUUUAGAACCAAGAGCCUCAUGUCAUAUCUGCAGGACUCCCAAUGCUGAAGGGGGAUCACAUGAUAAACAGGCCAUGUGGCACCUAGAACUGACUCAGUCCAGCUCAUCAAAAGUUUUCCCAGGUGCCAAGCAUCUGAUCUUUCCCAUCAAUAAGAAAACCCAAUACACAGUCAGUGACUUACAAGGAUAAUGUAUACCAUGAUAGUGAAAGUGAAGUUGUAUCCACCUCUUUGCAACCCCGUGGACUGUAGCCCACUAGGCUCCUCGGUCCAUGGGAUUCUCCAGGCAAGAAUACUGGAGUGGGCUGCCAUUUCCUUCUCCAAUAUUAAAUUCCAAAUACUAUCUGGCAAUACAAUUACCUUGCCCUUUGAAUUAACAGGCCCUGCUUUUCUUUUCUGAAUUGAAGGGUAGGAAAUUGGAAGUUCCUAGAAGGAAAAUGUCCUCUUUUGGUAGCUUUACUUUCCUUUCCAAGCUAAAGAACUGGCUCCACAUUUUACUACUACACAAUAGUGUAGACAUAACAUAAUUUAGGACUGCUUCCAAAAAGAUUCAUUCCACAAUCAAAGGGUGAGUAUAUGCAUUUGCAUUUCAGUUUUCUCUUGCUGUUAAUACUGCUUAAACUUUUAAAUUUAGGUUACAUGGAGAGACUAGUUAGACAGUGAAAGGAGGAACUAACUCCUUUUGAUCUACAGAUGAACGUGAAUCCCAGCAGUAGGUUGCUUCACGGGAGCAAAAGAUUUUUAAAUUUAAAUAAAAUAUGUUCUUAUUUUUUCAUCUGUAUCUGUUAUGAAUGAGAGAAACUGAGUGAUCUGAUUGGCCAUUAAAAUUAUGGACAUAACCAUGAGUUCAACCAUCUAAUUGCUUGUUGAAAUAGAAAGUGAAAGUCACUCAAUCAUGUCCAACUCUUUUUGCAACCCCAUGGAUUGUACAGUCCAUGGAAUUCUCCAGGCCAGAAUACUGGAGUGGGUAGCCUUUCCCUUCUCCAGGGGAUCUUUAGAAGCCCUCCUUUAAAAUAACCAUGCACAUACAUAUUUUUAAAAAGUUUUUAUAAUAUCAUGUAAGUUAAGAAUUCAUGUCUUUUUAUGUAUAUUAUCUCUUCAUCUUGGAUGUGAAUUAUCUAAAAUUCACAUUUGAUGGCUCAUGUUCUUGAAAGAGAAUAAUGCUAGCCAAUCAGAUCACAGUUUCUCUCCCCAUGAAGGUUUUGUUUAUUGUGAAGGAUAUCUGAGGCAGUAGUCUUUGUUGUUGUUUUUAAUUUGGGAGAGUCAACUAAUGCUUUGAUUUUAAUAAAAAUCAGCUUUGAUGAA